AUGAGUGAUCUGCAGGCCACCUUCGAGUUCUCGGUGGAACUUUACAAGUUCUACAAUGUCGAUCUCUUCCAGCGAGGGCUUUAUCAAGUCCGUGUGGGGCUUCGCGUGUCACCAAAAGUUCCCGUUCACAUUGAGGCAACGGUAUCCAGUGGCAAUGGCGCCGCUAGGACUGGCAGGCCAGCCGCCAACGCGUCGCUUAUCGGAGGCCUGGCUGCCUCCAGGGCUUUCCAGAUUAUGUAUAGAAACGAGGAGAUCACUUUAAGGGACAUAGUACACUUUAGAGCCCAUCUUUUAGUGCAUACUAUACGUCAGAAAUUGUCACUAUUGCUACUAGCCCUGAGAGCGGUGUACUCUAACAUGUUCAGUCAUUUACACCCUAGUCUCUUAAUGGUAGACGUUACAAAAGCAAGUUUGUGGCUAGGAAGCACUUUCGAAAGAGAUAAACCAGGACAAGUUAUAGCAACACUGGCGGAUAUAUAUUAUUUUGUAUUCUUUACAUUAAUAAGUUUAUCUAAUCUACCAGUUGAUAGCCGCAACCUUAAAGAGUCCUUGGAAAGGGCGGAAUGGAGUCUUGGUGUGGAACUCUGGUGCAGCGAGGGUGCCCAGUCUAGUACUUUGACUCCUGUCUCCUGCCGCGUGUUAAAGCUGCACUUUCAGCCUUCCCAGGGCUUGCACUACCAUCUGCCUGUGCUGUUUGACUACUUCCAUCUCUCCGCAGUAUCCGUCACCAUCCACGCUAGCUUGGUUGCCUUACAUCAGCCGUAUAUCAAGAAGAGCAUCAUGCAUUAUGUCCAAAGCUGCACGCCUCGCUCUAGCAAACAGUGGGGUAAACUGAUGAAGAGUGCAGGUUCAAACUUCAAUGCUACUGGCAGCUUGGAGAACAUUCUAUUUGGAUCGAGUGGAAAAUGCGCUGGAGGAAAUUCAAGCAAAAUAGCUCAUGCCAGACAAGUUCAUGCUGAAGUUUGCGGUAUAUUAUUGGGUUCAUUGGAAGGGCUUCAGAGUGCAUUAACUGUGUGCGGUUCAACGGGUGUGUUGUUGACUCCUGAAGAGUCUGCUUCCAACUCCGUGGUCGGUGAAGUGGCACAGCGGAUAAAAGACUUGAGUGAUUUGGGCAAAAAAUCCGAAGCUGGGGAAGAAGAGGAGUGGGCAAUGGGAGCUGCUCACGACAUUGCUCGACUCUGCGCAGAAGUAACACUACGGUGGCGUGCUUUUCUUCAUCACACCUCAGAUAGGCCACACGUUCAUCACGCGCUUGCAGCCAGACAUCAUGCAUUACGCAUCAAACGCUUCUCCGAAUGUUUCUUCGUGUUGGACAACCCUCGUCAUUCCCUUGCUGGAUGUUACGACAGUAACUACCAGUCUUAUCAGAGCGUGGGUGAGACGGCUCGGCGUUCGCGUUACUUGGCGCUUCUACCACCCCUACCAGUACAUUGCAUUGCUUUGGAUGGCGAUCCACAUAUAAUGCCUAUUAUAUUUGAGGAUAGAUACCAGGACACAGCCGAGUUUGCAAGACGGCGAUCGUUUUUAAAUUCUAACGCCAAUAAAGCUGGAAGUGAUCCGUUCCUAUGUUCGGACCCUGCCGGAGAAGACUGUGCUUGCAGUGUUAGUUCCAUAAUGGACUCUAGGAGACCAUCAUCAGAAGCUUCUCGCGUGACUUUAUCAUUGCCAAAAAAUAUAAUAGAUGUCCUCGAACCACAUUUUGAUAACCAAAAAGCACCUUCAGGUGUAGUACAAGCCACUUUAACAUUAGCGCCUCAAAAAUCAGCCAGAGGAUCCCCAAAGCGAACACUUGUAAAACAACACGUCGUAGAGAUGACAAAACCCCAUAAUAAGCAAUUAGAACUUACGGGAAGAAAUAGAUAUAUUGUACAAAACAAUCAAAUUAGCGAAAUCCAACUUCCCCCUAAUAAUGUAUUUGCUUCAUGUCCUAUCCAGCAAGGACAACAAAUGUCCAGAUACUCAGCCUCAACGCUAUUAGACAUAAACUCCGCUAAGAGUACAACAAAUGUUUCACAUGUAGGUAAGGAAAAAUCUGAUCGUGAUGAAGUUUUUAACCAAAAGCAUGACAUUACAAGUGGCGUAAGUACAUUACCAGCAAGACAUAGUAAAUCUUUAGAUCAGUUAAGAGUAUCACAAAUGGCGCCUCUAAGUGUACAAACAUUAUCCAAAAAUGUGAAAAAUAGCUCAAACAACUCCGUAAAUUAUCACAAAUCAUACGCCCCGCCUCAACAACAAGUAAAACCAACUACUCUUCCUAGAAGUAUUACAACCACAUCUUAUCCUACCAGUACAACGACAAGAUGUGGAUCGAAAGGUGAUGAAUAUAGACGUAAUAUAAACGAAUUUAGAGAAAAAUAUAAAAAUCCAGGUAAUUCUGUUAAUUUUCAUGGUAUGAAUAAUGAAGUAUUUCAUUCUGUAGGACAUAAGUACGAUGGGACAAUGAAAGGAGGUAGUAAUCAAAUUUAUGGUUACACUUUCGGUAAUCAGGGUAAUAUGACAGUGAAUAAUAAUAUUCGUAAUCCUUUAGAGUUUCAAAGAGGCUACAGUGUAAAUUUACCCCGUCCUAUGUUGCCUCCUCGUAAUUCUUAUCCACCUGUUAGUGGAAAAAACCAAGUGACUGAACAGAGCAAUCUAGUUUCUAACAAACAUGUUCAUAGAUCGAACUCAACACAUGUUUUUAACCAAAGCGUAGAAAAACAACACAUGGACAUUGAGGCCGCACGAAAUCAAUUAAGACACGAAUUAAAUUAUUACCUUCAAAAAGGGGACUGGAGCUAUGACUUUAACACAGGGAGUCUUAUUCAAAAUUAUCAAAAGAAAUCGAGUAAAAGUAGUGACGAUAGCGGUUUCGUUAUGACUUUAGACCGGAGUAGCGAUGGAACAUCAAAAUCAACGUAUUCAAAAACUCCUCCAUCGACUCCUCAUUCCACUUUACCAUCUGUACGACAUAAAAAGAGUCGUUCUAAAGAUUCUAAGUUAAACCUUAAUGGAACUGAAAUUACAAAAAUGAAUUCAAGUCGUGAUUCACUGAGUAGCCAUCACUCUGUCAAGUCCAGAGACAGCAAAUCCGAUCGACAUACGCCAAAAUCAGAUAGAAGUACUCCAAAAUCUGAAAAAGAGACACCUAAAUCAGGUAAGGCUACUCCCAAAUCAGGAGUAGUAACUCCGAGAUCUGGCUUGGCUACACCGAAAUCAGGUGGAACUACACCCAAGAGUGGUAGAUCAAGCGGUAAACCAGAAAAACGAGGAAAACAUAAAGCUUCCGAGAAAAUGACUCAACUAAUGUCAGAGGCAGCUUCGUCGUCUAGUGAUGAAAGCAUACCUUUUGAAUUGAGGCGCUUAGAAUCUUCAUCCAGUGUACCUUAUAGUUUAGAUCACGGCACUGAACUACGACAUUGUCGAAGCGCUGUAUCAAUAAUAGAGGAAGCCAAUCUUCACAACAACUUUGGAUCAGAGUCUUUACCAAAUUUAGCUCCACCACCAGCAUUUGAGUCACCUCCUCUAGAUAUAACUGAUAAAGAUUUUAAAAUAUUACCACCAGAUAAUUUUCUUAACAAAGAAGAAAAACACAGUAGCUCAACAUCAAGUCUAAGCGAACAAAGUGGUUGGGUUUCUAGUGGACGUAGUUCAGGCCCUUCUUCACCGGAUAAUGGGAGUUGUCAAUUAAGUCAAAAUUUUCCACCCACUAAACCCACAACAAUGUCAAAAGCUAGUGGCAAGAAAGAGGAUGAAGCUACUGAAACUCGGAAAAAAGAUGGAGAUAAAAUUUGCGACUUUAAAAGAACUGUUUUAAAUGGAGAACAACUGCGGGAACGACUUCUUAAAUUGGCAAUAAAAGCAGCUCAAAGUAGUUCAACUGAAAAAAUUGAGUGUUGUGAUAAAGAAGUAUGCGAAGAAUGUACGAUAUGUAGUGAUUCUAUAUGCACAGACAGUCAGUGUGAAUAUAAUAAAAUGAUGCAUUCUAACGGAAUUGAUGCAGGAUGUAAUUCCGAUACAUGUACAGCCAGUUGCUUUCAACAGUAUCCUGAAACCAAGGUUAAUAAAGUUAAUCAAAGACAUAAUUCAUUCAGUGCAAUUCAGGGCAAGACUUAUAGCACUGUAAGUAGAAACUCUAGUGAGGCUACAGUGAAAAAAUCACAAACAGUUAGUGAUAACUUACACCCAUAUAUAAGAAAAGAAAUAUCUUCAAAAACACAACCUCCAACUACACAAUCAGGGGUUCAAGACAAACAGACAGAUAAAAAGUCCAGCACUUUAGAUAAAACUAAAUUAAAAGAUAGAAUACAAUACACAGAAAAGUUAAUAGCUGCAGAAAUUUUGAGUUUAACCGUUGACAGAUCUUGUAAACCUAGUGGUGCUGUGAGUGCUGCAAAAAAAUACCAGGGUAAAGCAAAAUCUGAAGUCGAUUUGAGUCACUUUGGAACAAACGUUUACGAACAUUUACCACCACCGCAACAAUUUAGAGAUGCUCCACCACCACCUGAACAAUUUAAGGACCCACCAUCUAAGUCUCCAAUGUUGAGCCGUCAAAGUAGUAAAUCUUCAACACCUUCGAAAAGUCAACGAAAAGCAUCUCAGCCUACUACGUUGCAGCUAGACAAUCCACUAUAUCACGUGUGUGAAGGAAUAUUGGAAAGACGAAAGUUAAGGCCAAACCAAUCAAUGACUUACAAUACUACACCCUCAUCUAGUACACUAAACAAAAGCCAGAGCACAGGCGAAUUAGCAAGCAGAAACGAAGUUAAUAAGGAACAACGCCAAAGCAACCUUAUCAGUAUUUUUGGAUUGGCUGAAUCUGAGAGACUAUUUGUAAAAUGCAGGGAAGAGUUUAGACAAAGCGUUAAAUACCCAGGAGCAAUAUAUUCAGAUUUUCCACCUGUCGAAAAUUCCUUGCCGUAUUUCCAUAUAAGCGACGAAUACAGAAUGUUUAAUCCAGAAGGAUUGCAUCUCAUUAUAUGUGUCCACGGCUUAGAUGGCAAUGCAGCCGAUCUACGUUUAGUUAAAACAUAUUUGGAGUUAGGACUCCCGGGAGCUCGUCUAGACUUUCUUAUGUCUGAGAGGAAUCAAGGUGAUACAUUUUCUGACUUUGACACAAUGACGGACAGACUCAUUCAGGAGAUCAUGACACACAUACAAAGCUCAAACGAGCCUGCGAGAAUUAGUUUUGUCGGUCAUUCAUUAGGUACCAUCAUCAUUAGGUCUGCUUUAGCAAGACCACAAAUGAAACCAUUUUUGGGCAAGCUGCAUACCUUUUUAUCUCUAAGCGGGCCGCAUUUGGGAACUCUAUACAACUCUAGUGGACUUGUGAAUGCAGGAAUGUGGUUUAUGCAGAAAUGGAAAAAGUCCGGAUCUUUACUGCAGUUAUCACUUCGUGAUGCCUCUGAUCCCCGAAAAUCGUUUCUGUACCGUCUAAGCGAACGAAGUCAAUUGCACCAAUUCAAACAUAUCUUACUUUGUGGUUCAGGUCAAGAUAGAUAUGUACCGUUACAUUCAGCGAGACUGGAGCUGUGCAAAGCUGCUGCCAAAGACACUUCUUUAUUGGGACAAGCUUAUAGAGAAAUGGUCCACAAUAUGGUGUCGCCUCUUGCUGCUCGUGCUUCCUCAGUGUCUGUCGUUCGUUAUGAUGUUCAGCACGCGUUGCCGCACACAGCCAGCGCCCUCGUCGGCCGUGCGGCACAUAUUGCAGCACUAGACUCCGACCUAUUCAUUGAGAAGUUCUUAUUGGUCUCCGCGCUUAAAUACUUCCGUUGA
Danaus chrysippus (African queen) is the source of this 5751-nucleotide messenger RNA. The record is from the annotation of a GenBank genome assembly. Lineage: Eukaryota; Metazoa; Arthropoda; Insecta; Lepidoptera; Nymphalidae.